This is a messenger RNA of Fusarium sp. VM40, 3093 nucleotides long. The record is from the annotation of a GenBank genome assembly. Lineage: Eukaryota; Fungi; Ascomycota; Sordariomycetes; Hypocreales; Nectriaceae.
AUGGGUGAAUCGUUUGACAUUCAGAACCUCCUCCAGACGGGGUACUUUACAACGUCCCGGGCCAAGAGCCCAAAGCCUCAACCCUCGUCGCAAAUUGAAGAUCGUCCUUCCUCUCAACCCCCACCUUCACAGCAACCACCAUAUCAGCUGCCCUACCAGCCAUUAAUACCGCGACCACGCUCUGCCGCCCCAGCACGAGUGCCUAAAGUCCGACCACCACCGCCGUCUGUUGAGGAUGAAGAGAUUUCGCUGAAGCGGGAGCAUGGAGCGUGCCUCUCUCAGAACCAGGAGGGGGAGCCUCCGUCACGUGGUGAUGUUGAGCAGAACCCCAUGAUUAUGGAAGUUCACGAGUAUAAUCCAGAGAGGCGGUUUGUCAUUUUGACGGGUUCAUCGAGCGGUUCCGAGGGUGGUGAGACAGAAAGAAGUGGUGGAGCAGACAGGAGAAGAGAGCCUGAGAAGAGAGCGGAAGCCGAUCGACGAAACGAGCCGAGUAGAAGGCAUGAGCCAGAGCGCAGGUAUGAACCAGAGCGCAGGUAUGAACCAGAGCGGAGGAAUGAACCAGAGCGGAGGAAUGAGCCAGAGCGGAGGAAUGAGCCAGAGCGGAGGAAUGAGCCAGAACGAAGAACUGAGCCCAAGCCUCCACGAGUCGAGCGCUUUGAUAAAUCCGACAGAACUGAAAGGGUUGAACGACAGGAUAAGCCAUUGAGUGACGCCUACACAGAAACAAGACCCAGCAGGAAAUACGACACUAACCUCAAAACCGAUAUACCAACUGCCAGGGAGCGCAGCAGACCGCCUCUGGAGAAACGACGCAGUAGACAGGACCUGCCUCGACUUGAGACUGAGCUUAGAGACGAUCAGCUGCCUGAGAAAUACCGGUCUCGUCCCUCGGCCCCGGCUAACAGCCGAUACGAUUUACCUCCUGCUCGCCCCCCUAAGAUUCCUAUUGACCCCCAGCUGGCCCCUGAAGUCAUCAAGAGUAGUGCCAGUGGUCGUGAUCAAGCAUACUAUGGACAGUCUCAGGGUGCCGGUCGCAAGUCUCCUGUUAGACCCAGUCACGUCUCGAACAUGCCAACCGAGAGGCGAUAUGAGAGUGGCCAUACUCGAAACUCUUCGACCGCCUCUAAUUCAAAACGCACAACUGUCGAGCCUGAGAAGCCGACACGCCCGCUGUCGAAGGAGCGGGUUGGCGAGACUUCGGCUCGUCCCCUUUCAAAAGAACGGGUUGAUGAGAAACCUACCCGUCCGCUAUCGAAAGAAGGGGUUGGGGAGACGCCUUAUAGGAGCGAGUACGCAUCAAGAAGCGGUAAGAAGGAGAGAUCACCUACAUAUGGAAGACCGGAGCGCGAGGAUUACGGACGAUCUUCAACGUUUCCCAUGCGAGAGCCUGUGCGGGAACCUGUACGAGAACCAACAGUUCGACGAGAAGACCGUCGUGAUGAUCGUCGUGAAGGUCGUGAUGAUCGAGGAGAUGACAGCCGCUCCGGUGAUGACCACCCCAAGGGUCCACGAGAACUCAACCCGGGGCGCAAGAAAUCUGUCAUCUUACAGGAUGAACGGGAUUCUCAAUCUAAAUUGGAGAAAACCGAUGCUCCAAGCGGCCCCAGGCUAAGACCUCGAGGACCCACGAUACCAAUUCCAGUCCCUAUUCCCAUGGGUUCAAAUGCCCCAGACGACUUCCCUCCCAGCAUCCGACCUGCAUCGACAUUUCCAAUCACCAGAGAUGAGCAUGUCCUCCCAGAAAGGCCAAAAUCUCAACUUCCUUACCCUGUGGACGAUGACACCCUGGUUGAUCCUUUCGAUGUUCGGGGUAAUGUAGAGAGAAUUGGUAGGCCACGAUCUCGUUAUGAACCAGAUCCAGUCAUCUCCAUGCCAGAGAUGCCGAUACCUAUCGCCAUUGGCCCUGAAACACCAAUCGAGGCCAGGCCUACAUCAGCUAUUCCGCAAGAUGUCCGCCCCAUCCCCCCGGUGCACUCCUGGAAGCCGCCGACUUUUGAUCCUACCCGAGAUGGUGUUCGCCUUGAGAAACCAAUGGGAUCUGUUCGGCGUCACUCAGAGCAUCAAGAAGCGACGGGUGUUACCACAUUUCCCGAAUGCCGUCGCAAGCAUCCUGUGGCAGGUUUGGUAGACUGGCUCACGUUGCCCCGAACGGACUUCAACAUUUGCCCUGACUGCUAUGGGGCUGUCUUUUCCAAAACUGAGUAUCGGAAGCCGUUCCAACCUAUGCUUCGCCCUACGGCCCAACCGAUUGCAUGCGAUUUUGGUGUUGGACCAUGGUAUCGCAUUGCGUGGCUUCUCACCUUGAAGAAUGACCUACGAGAUUUACGGCUCUUCCACGAAGUUGCCAACGCCAUCUCCACCACUAGAAGCAUUCCGUGUCCUGGUGAUAGGGUGACCACUCGCAACUGGCUAACACUCUGGAACCCACAAACACGGCAGCCUGUCUAUGAUUUUACCAUAUGUCCACAAUGUGUCAAAAUCAUCCAGGCAUUGUUCCCCAACAUGACGGGUAUCUUUAUACCCCUAGACUCCCGUUCAGAGCCUACUAGGGGGCUUUGCGCCAUGCGAUUUAAGCCGAAACGCAAGAGAUUCGUCAUGUACUUCGACGCUAUGGAAACGGCAUCUGAUCAAGCUCGUCUUGAGCAAGAAGAGCCAGACCUUCUGACUCUGGCACAGGAGGUUGAGAAGAUGGCUGCAGUGAGCGAGUGUCAAGAGGAUAAACCCAUCGCCAAUGGGUACUGGCACAUCAUGCAGUACCUUCGCCAGUUCUCAGUUUGUGGCGAAUGUUUCGACGAAGUUGUCAAGCCGUUGAUCAAAGACGACAACGUUAUCGCUCGCAACUUCUACAUGAAGCCGCAAAAGCUACCACUGGCAACAUGCCAGCUCUACUCUAAUCGAAUGAGAGAGAUUUUCCGAAAGGCCGUAAGAUGGAAUGAUCCAAAGUACUUGGAGGCUAAAGUGAUCGAGCGCAUGGAUGUCGAGGCCAUGAUCCAUGAGAAGCUUGCCAAGUUGGAAAGAUCAAAGCACGAGGAUGAGGACUGGGUAGAAGAGCAGGUGGAUAAAUACAUCCAGGAAUGGAAGAGAUGGGAAUAA